This is a messenger RNA of Exaiptasia diaphana, 2137 nucleotides long. Its product is annotated as putative GPI-anchored protein pfl2. The coding region runs from base 498 to 2117 and encodes 539 amino acids. The record is from RefSeq and is a predicted model, not a curated record. NCBI's taxonomy places the organism in Eukaryota, Metazoa, Cnidaria, Anthozoa, Actiniaria, Aiptasiidae. The transcript is spliced from 10 exons.
UUAGCUGUUGUGGUGCCAGCCGGUAGAGCCGUUCGCUUCMAUAGUUGUUAUUAAGCUGGUUUGUGCCAAAGUAACCCCAAAGUAGCCCCAAAAUCUUGUGUUUAAACUYAAAUUUUGGUUGAACUGAAGGUCUGUUUAUAUUUUAACCGACAGUCCUUGCGUGCAGACUGUUUGUUUAAUUACUUGAGAGAGAAUUGUUUGUUCUGAAAGCGUAUAAUUUUCCCCAAKAUAACAAGGAAGCCAUUACAGGGCUGUAUCCUGGCUGACGUUUGCUUUACGCUGUGUUAAUCGCAAAAGUCGUUCCAAGAUAUAAAUUUUGAAACAAAACGGAUCUGAGCUAAGUAAACAACUAAGAUUCUUUGAACAGAGACUACUUCAAGUCUGCGUCACUGGCACUUUCAAGAGCAAAAGGUUAAUAASUUCAAAAAAUAACACUUAUAUUCUACAUAAAAGAAGAAAACGGCAACGAUAAAUGUUUGGAUAGGUGUUUGCAGACAAUGGAAAGAAGGRRACCUUCCUGGCAACAACUUUGUAUCCUUUUGGUUGCUKCGGUUUCAGCUGCGACAGUCGACGGUGCAUGCAGGUCAAGUUGGAGUGACGGACUUACGACAUGUAUAAAAGCAUUUCAAGUAAAGCGAACUUGGGAAAAAGCAAGUGUUUAUUGCAAAGAACGCAAUGCAAACCUGAUUGACCUUAAAGGCGAAUUGGCCAAAAUCACUGAAUUAAAGAAACUAAUAAGCCUCGCUUAUAACGAGCACUAUUUUGUUGGAGGAAAAAAAACACAAAGUUUCGUUUCCGGUUCCUCGUCUUCAUUCAAAUGGCGUGAUGGAACAACAGUUGAUCCAUCUCUUAUUCAUUCACCUUCUGGUACUUAUCUUCACAUAAAGCCAUGGGAGAACAGCUUAUCGCUAUUUUCAACCGAUGGCCGUCAUGAAGCAUACUUUAUAUGCCAGUACAGCAAAGUUUCAAUGAAGCUAUCAACGUCUCCGUCUUCGUCAKUAAAGCUCCUGACAUUAACAACAUCAACACCAUUGUCUCAAACAACAGAAGUAACAUCAUCAUCAUCAACAACAACAUCACAAACUCCUUUGACAUCUCCCUCGUUGCAGGUAUCACCUUUACCAUCAACAAAAUUACCAUCAUCGCCAGCACCACAAUCAUCUCCAGCAUCAUCGUYGACAUCACAAUCACCACUAGCAUCAUYARCACCRUCAUYACCGUCCCAAACUCCAUCGCCAUCUUCAUCAUUGAACGUAUCACCUUUACCAUCAACAAAAUUGCCAUCAUCACUAWCACCGCAAUCAUCUCCAAUAGCAUYGUCGACACCACUAGCAUCAUYAGCACCCACAUCACCGUCCCAAACUCCAUUGCCAUCUUCAUCAUUGAAGUUAUCAUCUUCACCAUCAACAACAUCAUCAUCAUCUUACACAUCAUCAUCACUAUCACAGCUAUCAACGUCAGUUUCAUCGCAUCCAAUCGCAACAUCCGAUAAGGAACUAGUCCCCAGUCCCUCCUCCACACUACCAUCACCGACGUCAUCGAGCUUYGUAAACAAUGGUGACCAAGGCGUUAUUCUGGAAAAUAGCCUGAUUGCAAAGUUUAGGAAAGAUGUUGCAAAGCUGAAUGUCAAUGAAUCGUCAUCACUGAAGGAGUGUCUCAACAUGACACAAAAACUGCUUGAUGAUUUGGAAGCCAUCACCCMUCUUAAUGAAAAYCCGUUAUUGGCAAGUAGAGAUGUUGAGGACUUCGCUCUUCGAUACGCUGGACAUCAACUGAAAMAGAAGGAAAUAUUGAUCAAAAGAAAAAGCGUUGUUCUUCUGGCCACAAAUGUUCGCAACGUUCAUGAAGAUUUCAUGUUCACAGUUCCAGAAAAGACAAAAACCAGUAAACCAACGAAKAUAAUAAUACCCUCAGAAAACUUCAUCCAAAAUGAUACGUCUGUUGUCGUGAUAUACUUCACAACCCUGGAUCGUCUAGUGAAGAACUUCAAACAAAAUGGCAGGGAUUCUAUUGGCUCUGACGUUCUYGUUGCUGCUGUGCGACCCAGCAUGYUUUCGUUGRUAAAAAAUAUUACAUUGGGUUUUAAGGUUGGURAGCUUGUUCUAAUGCAACAUUAAAUCUUUCGGGRUUUAUUAGA